GAGGCGUGUGCGACUCUUUGUGGGCUGCACGAGUCCCUUGACCAGAGCGGCUACCAGCACAUCUUGGAGACUGGCAACGAAGAAAGCCUGGCGUCCUUCUUGCUGAGGCUGGCGGCGAGCCAGGGCAAUGACAUUUCAGAGGAAACUGAGUUCCUGAUUCAUCGUCUAGCCAGAGAAUGCUGGUGGGAGAAGAAGGAAUUUGGCGAAGUCAUGCUGUGUCUGGGCAUGCCUCUUUCCGGUGAUGUUGUUGAUUCGAGCCCCUCUACUGCCACCGACCUGAUGGAGAGGCUCAGCGGAACGCUUACUACUCUUCAGUCCGACAUUCUGCCACCUCCGUCGGAGGUUGCAGAGGAAGCAAAGACCUUGAGCUUCGUGGUGGAGCCCUCUGCAGGAAGUGCCAGGGGCGGGACGGCCAUUACUUGGAGACGUGAGCCAGUUCCAACCGAGUUGCGAUUUGGCGCUCGCCAU
This is a messenger RNA of Symbiodinium pilosum, 468 nucleotides long. NCBI's taxonomy places the organism in Eukaryota, Dinophyceae, Suessiales, Symbiodiniaceae. The record is from the annotation of a GenBank genome assembly.